Molecule: messenger RNA, 1181 nt
Organism: Branchiostoma floridae (Florida lancelet)
Lineage: Eukaryota; Metazoa; Chordata; Leptocardii; Amphioxiformes; Branchiostomatidae
Exons: 5
Coding region: 154-609 (151 amino acids)
Source: RefSeq, a predicted model, not a curated record
UUACAUCAUUGCUGGAUAUAAAAGUAGUAACUUGAAGCAGGCUCGUCGCACAGACAGAACAGCCGUGUGACAAUAGGAGUCGUCUCCAGACCAACGCUGUCGCUAUUAUAGUAUAUGCCCAUACGUCCGUAGCCGACAACCACUUCAAUAAGAAUGAGGGUCUUUUUGCUGAUCGUUGCCUUGAUGCUAGCAACAACUGUCUUGAUGACAGAAGGUGUAAGGAUGAAGCGCAGAAGGCGCAGUUCCUACAAAAGGCGCAGUUCCUACAGAAGGCGCUACCUGUACAAGAAAGGCGUAGCCGAAGUAGAGGACUUCGAGGAGAGGGAGGAGAUGCUCCAAAAUGCUCAUGACAUGCUGGAGAACCUUAUGAAUGAUGUGGAGGAAGGAGCAUUCCUGGAUAUGGGAAAAGGACAAGGACAGGAGAUGGAAGGGGCUGAUGGAGACACUUUUGAGAAGAGAAUGGCUACCUACCAGGAGACUGCAGAUGAGCUGGAGGAGGGGAAUGAUACAGUGGAGGAAGAUGCCGCCUUGGGUCUGAUGGAGGACGAGCUGGAGGAACUGCAGGAGGAAGUGGAUGAAGUCAUCGGCAACCCUGGUGGGACCAACUAGACCCAGUGGAGGAGACCCUGUCUGCAAGAAAGCCAGCCUUUGUCGAAGAGAAUUCCAAGGACGUUAGACUAGUCUAUCUAAAGUAGAGCUGCCACAACAAUGGUAAAAUACAGUCUAAAUGAUCGAGGAGUCUUAGAUUUUCACAUGGCUAUUACUCGAUGGUGUUUCUUAAUGACGCUUUUCGUCCAUCGCGAGUCGAUGAAGACCUUGACUUCAAUGAAUCUCUUCUCUUCUUAAUGAUCAAUGUUUCGAAACAUGUAUCCUUAAUUACUGUAUUGAAGGGCUUGUACUUACUUUACUUUACUUUGGCCGAGCUCCCGCUCGAACCAGGUUUGAGAAAAAGAAAAUAAAGGUAUAAGACAAAAAAAUUGGUCUGCUGGGUUGAUUUUGAUUCAGUUGAUAGCUUUGGAAGCUGACAAAGAGCCUUUUCAUCUAAUGGGAAUUCUCCCCCCUCCCGCCAACCAACAAAAUCGUUACAGACACCAGUAAGUAACGUGCUUGUUCAUGUAUCACUUAGCUUGCGACCAUGUCCAUCAGUCUUAUUACCUAUUCACCACCGGAAAGAAUAACUA